Messenger RNA from Pangasianodon hypophthalmus (striped catfish), 1440 nucleotides. RefSeq lists its product as uncharacterized. Bases 367 to 1305 code for a protein of 312 amino acids. The transcript has 2 exons. The record is from RefSeq and is a predicted model, not a curated record. NCBI's taxonomy places the organism in Eukaryota, Metazoa, Chordata, Actinopteri, Siluriformes, Pangasiidae.
AUCUAAGGUACUCCUUUACAUUUAGUUUUUAUUUGAUAAUAUAGAAAAAGAUUUGUAUGACUUAAUAACUGAUAACUAAUUUUGCUCAAUUUCAGGAAUGGUUAGAUGAUUCCUCUUCUGCUGAGACUCCUCUUGCUGCAGAGCCAGAAACCACCCCACAGAUUGUCUUGUUUCACCGAUUUUCCACUCCAAGUCCUGUGACAGUAAAGGAACAAAGGUCUGAGGAAUUUCUGUCAGAUGCAGAACUGCUCAGGACACCACCACUGCCUAUAGCUGCUUCUCCCCGUGCAGCUCGCACUGGACCCAUUAAGACAGGUGGUCGAGUCUUUGUCUUGGACCACAACAGAUGGACGGACCCAAUGAGAAAUGCCAUCGAUGGUCUCCUGGCCAAGCACCAUGGAUCUCCUUAAAAGGGUGGAUGCUGAUUAUGCUGCUAUGGUACAGAGUGCCUGCACUGACCCCAACAGCCUUCUGCACUCAACCACGAAACAGCACAUAAACAGGUACAUAAAAUACCUUGCUAAAAAAAAAAACACAAAUGCCUCUCUCAACACCAGCCCAGAAAAGCUCCUAGAGACACAACAGUUAUGGAAGCGUCUUCACUCAGGCAGCGAAACCAUCAGUGUCCCAGUGACAGUACUGCCACCUGCUCCGUUCAAUCCACCUGCAAAGAGUGUUCCUGAAGACGUUCCUCUGACCCAGGCAGCAGUUGAGAAGAUGGUUAAAGACAUCCUAGAGAAGCACCAGGCAGCACUGCAGCAACAACAGCAGACACAAAAAAAAGCCCAAAUUAGAUCCUGUUUAGCUUGUGGUCAGCCAAAGUCUCGUUACCUGGGUGAUGGCUCCUCUGUGCAUUUCUUUUAUCAGGCUGGUGAAGUGAAAUACUUCUACUGCUCCAAGAAAGUCUUUGACACAUACUCUGCUGAGGGCCUGACCAACCCCCGGAUGCCAUUUGAAGAUUUUGCAGACACUCCCUUCUUUCAGCGGGAGCUGGAGGCCUCUAAGCAGAGGGGGGCAGAGAGGAAGAGGGUGAUUGAAGAGAGAGGCAAGAGGAAAUCAUUAGUGGAGCAUCCUUCUGGUCGUCUGUGCAGGUUCUGCCACCAGCCGCUAAAACAAGGUCCAAAUAGUCCUCAUAUCCACACUGGUUUCCCUGGAGUGGCAGGCAAAUACAUUUACUGUCCUGCUAAAGUGCUCUCCCUGUAUCAGGCGCAGGGAAUGAAUGCACAGAUGACAUGGACAGAGUUUCAGCAGUCCCCGUUCUAUGAGGCUGAGAGGCAGAGGUGGAUUGUUGAAAAGAAAAAAUAACUUGGUUGUGAAACACAGCAUAUACAUAUACAUAUAGUGUAUAUUGGGGAUAUCAGCCUAUUUAUUGAUGCAUAAACAGGAAGCCUCCCCGUCGGGGAAUCGAACCCCGGUCUUCCGCGUGACAGGCGGAGAUAC